This is a messenger RNA of Babesia sp. Xinjiang, 1131 nucleotides long. RefSeq lists its product as uncharacterized. NCBI's taxonomy places the organism in Eukaryota, Apicomplexa, Aconoidasida, Piroplasmida, Babesiidae. The transcript is spliced from 4 exons. The record is from RefSeq and is a predicted model, not a curated record. The coding region runs from base 1 to 1131 and encodes 376 amino acids.
AUGGAUGACGAACAACAGGUAGCCGAUGUGUGCACGCCAGGUGGUGUUUCCCCGAACUCGGUGACACGCAUGAAUCGAAUCCAAAAUAGAGAUAUUCCGGACGCAGAAUUGAGCGAAUACAGCACUGAAGCGCCGCAGCAUCAUGCAGAUCAAGAUGAGGAGCUUCCAGAAGGGUGGGUAAGACAUCGUAAUGGUCUCAUGCUUGAUGUGCCAAUCACACCGAGGAUGUGCGGAGGGGAAAACACUCAAAAACAGCCACAUUUUGUAUUUACACAAGAAAGUGAUCGUAGAACGACCAAACAGUUACAAAAAACGCUGCUGCAAAUAGACCGCAGUGCCGUGCGUAUGAUGAAAGAGGAACAAUCAGUCAGAAUAAGAGCAACAAAGCCACAUGAGGAACCUCAGGAGUAUCAACAUAGACAAAAUACUAUACCACGGGAAACUCCCACAAGAUGUACGAGGUUGGCUCCAGAUUGUGAUCAGAACAUUUCACACAGGUGGCUAAGGAAUCGCCAUAACCAACCAACUAUUGUCACUCCUGCGCCACAGGAUGAUGCCUUAAAUCGCAAAAUUAUACUUAUGAAAAAACAACAUGAACGCGACAUUAUCGCUGCAAAGCGCCAAGUUUUGGAACAUGUCGAUGCCCUUGUCAAAAAAUACAGACAACUAGCCAUAGACGCUGUCAAGAUAGCGCGUGAGGAGCAACGCAAAACGGAGACAGAACGGAGAAAUGCAUAUGAAGCUUGUGCACGAUACGAAGCCGACCUUAUGGCUAAUGUACGGAGUGCAAUCUCCAACCUUAAACUAUCAACGCAAGCGGAACAGGAGAGGAUACUAGCCGAGAGAGAUGCGUUACAAAGGAGGUGCGCUGAUCUCACACCAAAGAAGAAAACACGAAAACUUACAUUAGACCAUAUCACGGCCAAGAUAGUUGCACAGUUCAAAGCUAACCAAAAGUUCAGCAUUGACAUAGUAGACGAUGCAAUAGACAUGGUCGCCGAAGAGUUUUCUGGGUUCAAAACCGCAACAGCGGAGCUCGUGGUUGAAAAGUUCGCAGCGCAGGGAUGCUCAUUGAGCAAGGAGGAUGCGUUUUCACUCGUAGAGCACAUAGUUGACUCACCAGGCUCAUAG